UUCCUCAUGCACAUUGUAGUGCACCUGCUUUCCACCAAGGUAAUCUCUCGCUAUCGCAUGAUCAGGUAGGAUCAGAGGCUAAGGUGAUUCUUGGAUUCUGACACAGCUUGAGUUAAAAAGAAGCAAUUUUCAGCAUGGCAUUCCCGGCACCAGCUCCUAGAAAGAUAUAUGAGCAGAGAUCUAUGUUAACUAAACUGCCUCUUUACUAUGAAGGCUUUCUGUGGAUUAAGCGUUCCAAGUCCAAGGAAAUAAAGUAUUGGACUGAACUACGAGGAACAAAGUUUUUCCUUUAUAGUGAUAAAAGAGAUGAAAUUUACACUGAUGAAAUUGACCUCCAAAGUUUGGUAUCCGUGGAAGACAAGCCCUCAGUGAUUAAACAGUGGGCAGAAGUCAUUCUGACCUUGGCGAAUGAGGAAGUUCACAUAAAGACAGAACUUGCUGAAGAUGCUGAAUUUUGGAAAGGAUUUAUUCUCACUGUGGUUGAGCUAUCAGUUCCAAAAUGCUUGAACCUGUUGCCUGGACAAUUAAUCAGACUACAGGAAGUGCUAGAAAAACAGAGACAUUUGAGAACAGCUUAUGAAGACCUAGGAUCUCCAUUACAUUCUCCAGAUGCCUCAUCUGAAAGCUAUCAGGAUGUGAUCCCGAUGCCAUUGUGCUUUCAUAAUGUGUCCCGUACAGAAGCUGCAGACAUGCUCUUGAAGAUGAGGAGCAAUGGCAACCUUAUCCUGAGGCCUGGUGCAGACAGCAAGAACUAUGCUGUGACUAUUUGUGAACCUACAGCAAAUGGUCAGGUUAAGCAUUACAAGAUACUAACCACAGAACAAGGCUACACUAUUGAAUUGGAUAAUCCUGUCACUUUGAGAAGCCUCCAUGAUGUUGUAGAGCAUUUUGUGAAGGAAACAAGUCACAAGCUGAAACCAUUUGUCUCAUAUGGAUAUGAAACAAAACUUGCUACUGAUGUGAACAAGGUCCAGAAGACAUUUCCUGAGACCACUGUGAGACCAGUAGUCUCAACAACAACAUCACAAGGAGCAAAUACACUAUUUCGACGGCUAAAAGAGAACUCCUACAUAAAUGUGCCUACUUGGAAGGUGAAGAUGUAGAAAAACAGACGGUCACUAUAUUUUGUUAACUUGUUCUGGUAUGACUCCCACAGAGACCUGAUCUCAACAUCAUUGAGUCGGCUUGGGAUUGCAUGAAGAGAGAGAAGCGACUGAGGGAGCCUAACUCAACAGGAGAACUGUGGUUAGUUCUCCAAGAAGUUUGGAACAACCUACCUGCCGAGUUCAUUAAAUAAACUAUGUGGAAGUGUACCUAGAAGAAAUGAUGAUUUGAUUUAGAUUUUUCUUUUGUUUACUCACUUUGCAUUUUGUUAAAUUAUAAAAAAUAAACUAUUAACAAGUC
Messenger RNA from Spea bombifrons (plains spadefoot toad), 1404 nucleotides. It is a transcript of the gene STAP1, whose product is annotated as signal transducing adaptor family member 1. Gene Ontology annotation, molecular function: signaling adaptor activity; protein kinase binding. The transcript has 11 exons. Bases 135 to 1103 code for a protein of 322 amino acids. NCBI's taxonomy places the organism in Eukaryota, Metazoa, Chordata, Amphibia, Anura, Pelobatidae. The record is from RefSeq and is a predicted model, not a curated record. Gene Ontology annotation, biological process: positive regulation of B cell receptor signaling pathway; cell surface receptor protein tyrosine kinase signaling pathway.